CCUCAACACCCACCCACGUGCGUUAAUCACUCGCACCCACCUCAAAAAUCAAAACUCACGCGCCCCUUGAGAGUCGAAACAACUCUCCCCAUUCCUUCUCUCCUCCAUCUCCACGACCACUCUCCGUUCGAUUUGUCAACCAGCCCACAGUCCCACUACUUCCCAUUUUGGUAUUCUACUCUUCCGGUGUACCCAAGAGCCCUCUAUGUGACGAUUCCUCUGUUUUGUCUGGUGCGAACCCACGAGCCCUCUCUGUGCGGACUGAAGUGACGACGACUCACAGAAAUUGUGCGAACCCCACUGACAGCGAUGGCAGAGAGCAAUCUCCGUACGAGGUAGGUUUUGAAGUGAUGAGGACUCACAAGUCACAACUGGAUUUGAAAUAUGCAAAUGAUGGUUUCAUUAAUUUGUGGCACUUAAUGUAUGAAAACCAUUCAUUGUGUCCCUAUGAGUUGUCUGUGAGGUGGUUUAAAGUAUGUGAAUAUGUCAUAAGUAUUGUUUGUGAAUCAACAUUUUGUAUAUGAUAUAGUGUAAUUCCCUUGUUGAUGUUUAUAAGUUGUCCGUGGGGUGGACCAAAGUUCAUUUGGAUUGUUAAUUAUUGUCUGUGAAUCAAUAUUUUGUCUAUGAUAUAGUAUAAUUCCUUUGUAGAUGUUUAUAAUUUGUCUGUGAGGUGGUUUAAAGUUCAUUUGGAGUGUUAAUUAUUGUCUGUGAAUCAAUAUUUUGUCUAUGAUAUAAUGUAAUCCUUCGUUGAUGUUUAUAAUUAAAUUGUCUGUGGGGUGAUUAGUAUGAUGAAAACGGUAAGUCUCAGUGACUCCGGUGUUAUGUUACCCACGGCUACAUCGGCUUCUACAGUCUCACAGGCUCCUACAACACAAUUGACAACAUCUGCUCCUUCUGCUUCUAUCCCUACAUCAUUAAAGCCAUCAUCAUCCAAGAAGAAAUCAUUAAAGAGAAAAGCACAUCAAGCUUCAUCUGUAAAAGUCAGAGGUCCAUCUGCUGCUGAUUUGUUGGUGCUUGAGUGGGUUGAACAGAACGAGAAAGAUAAUCUACAUGGGAUUAGCAAUGAAGAAGCUCUCACCAAGCUGAACUACAUUCGAGAAGUAAAGAAAAAAACUGCUGAAGAGCUUAUGGAGCUGGAACUUGAAGAAUUUGUUCAAGGUGAAUUCUACGACGAUCCUCUACCUGGUCUGAAUCAAGUCAAAAAGCUGAUCAAGAGACGCCCCAAGGAAUCUAGAAUGGAAUACAAGUUUGAGACGCCUUGGGAGAACGUCACAAUCGUUGUUCCAUUUCAAGAAGAUCUGAGACCGAGGAUUUGGAGAAGCGAAAAGAAUAUCAAGAAGAUUGACGAGCAUGAGCUAAGAGGACUUGAACACUUAAAAGGAACUGCAGCCUCCGGACACAUUUGGAUGCUAAGGAACAUGUCAGCUGAUCAGAAUGACCCAUUUGGACACCGUGAGCGAUUGAAGAAACAUUCUGAUUCAAUGAUCAUUGGAAUCAAAUCUGUAGAAAUCCAUAAUUGUGGCUCCGUGAGAUAUCCAGUGAUAGAGUUUGAAAGACAGAACGGUGUGAUUCAAAGAGUUUCAGAAGUUGAUUUAUAUCAUGUCGUCCUGAAAGAUCUUAUACAGCUACUCUUUGAAUAUAUACCGAAACAUUAGACUGAAGGAUGUUCCGCAAAAGGACAGAGAACUUGAUCUCAAUGCCAUCAAGAGAUUCAUGAUGCGACAAGUCAAAUACUAUUCUUUGUUUGAUCUGCAAAUGGCAAUUGAGAGCAACUUCAACAAGGUGAAUCUUACAGCUUCGAGAAACAAAGCACCUUGGAUUGAAAAUUUUGAAGAAGGCUCAAUCACCACGUGUCCAGAGACUAGUAUCAUAUACAAGAACUACAAAGGAGAAAAGCGUAUCUUGUUCCUGAAUGAAAUCCAUAAAUAUUGUGAUGGAACGCUCCGCAUUGUAGAAGAACAUCUGGAAGAAAUCUGAGCUGAAAUUGAACUCAGAGAAUCCAGAAGACAUGAUCCAGAUUGCUCUUAUUGGUGAUUUUGCAGAAGCCAUUAGUAUCCGACUCGACUUCAGAAGAACCCUUCAUCAUUAUGAAGUGAUACUUGGCUACAGAAAGUCACCAUACAAGAAUCAGAGAUAACUUGCACGACAUUGAAAUUUGAACACAAAGGGGGAGAAUGUUAGAUCAUUAAUUUAUUGUGUUCAAAAUUAAUUGUAAUUUAUUUAAUGAGUCUUUGUAAUUAGCUGAAUUAGUUGAGAGAGAAUUAGGCCUGAAAUAAUUGCUUUACAUAGCCCAAACGCACGGCCCAAUUGCUUCCUAACUGUAAUAGGGUGUCUCGACCUCUCUCCUAUAAAUACAGGCUGAGAUGACUCGAAACAGCUCUAAGUCUCUACACAUUCUGUUCCGCAUAUUAUUUUCGUAGAGCACCUAGACUAGAAUUAUUCUCUCUCAACAUUCUGUGUAUUUUUCAUCAUUGUAUCAGCAUUCUGAAUAUACGGUAUAUGUUGAUGUUGAAUUUCUC
This is a messenger RNA of Cuscuta europaea, 2519 nucleotides long. The record is from the annotation of a GenBank genome assembly. Lineage: Eukaryota; Viridiplantae; Streptophyta; Magnoliopsida; Solanales; Convolvulaceae.